Molecule: messenger RNA, 3893 nt
Organism: Salmo salar (Atlantic salmon)
Lineage: Eukaryota; Metazoa; Chordata; Actinopteri; Salmoniformes; Salmonidae
Product: F-box only protein 31
Biological process (GO): SCF-dependent proteasomal ubiquitin-dependent protein catabolic process
Cellular component (GO): SCF ubiquitin ligase complex
Molecular function (GO): protein binding
Source: RefSeq, a predicted model, not a curated record
AUGGCUGUGUGUGCCAGGCUCUGCGGAGUGGGUCAGUCGCGGAGGUGCAGGCGGCGACAGCGGCAUAAUCAACAGGACCAGGGAAGUGACUCCGACAUGGACGAUGAGGAAGGGGUGCGGAUUGUGGGCAAGACACAAGCCGUCACUGGCGGCCCCGAAAACCCCUCGGCCGCGGCAGGGCCGAGUGUGGCCCAUGAAGCCACUGCUGAAUGUGGUCGUGCAAAUGUCAGACUUUCGUAUGGGCAAAGUGCAAGCACCGGACCACCGAACCCGCAGUCCCUGUUGGAUCUGCCCCCAGAGCUUUUGGUGGGAAUAUUCUCCUCGCUGCCGGGCACAGAGCUUCCAAACCUUGCGCUCGUCUGCAAGACAUUCAGGCAAAUCCUCAACACGGAAACCAUCUGGAGAAGGCGAUGCACGGAGGAGUUUGGCAUGAGGGAAGACCUGCGCAAGAUAGAAGUGGUGGGUGUGUCCAGUCGGGAGCUCUAUGCCAAAUUGCUGCACCCAUACAGACACAUCCUGGGUCUUUGGCAGCCUGACAUAGGGCCAUACGGAGGGCUGCUCAACGUGGUGGUUGACGGGCUCUUCAUCCUUGGCUGGAUGUAUCUGCCCCCCCACGACCCUCGGGUCGAGGAUCCCAUGAGGCGGCGGCCACUCUUCCGCAUCCACAUGUUGGAGAGCAACAAGGCAGCAGUGGAGUGUAUGUACGGACACAAGGGCCCUCACAAGGGGGACGUCCAAACUGGGAAGAAGGACGAGUUCUCGACCAAGUGCAACCAGACAGACCAUCACCGCAUGCCAGGGGGGAGGCAGGAGGAGUUUCGGACGUGGCUUGAGGAGGAGUGGGGCAGGACACUGGAGGACAUCUUCCAUGAGCACAUGCAGGAGCUCAUACUCAUGAAGUUCAUCUACACAAGCCAAUACGAUAACUGCCUGACGUACCGGCGGAUCUACCUCCCUCCACGACUGCCCUCUGAUCUGUUGCAGCCGGGCCUGUUCAAAGGCACCUACGGCAGCCACGGCCUGGAGAUCAUCAUGCUCAGCUUCCAUGGGCCUCGCGCCAGGGCCACCAAGCUCACCGGGGACCCCAACGUUCCAGCAGGCCAGCUAACGCUCGAUGUGGACCUGAAUCGGCCUGUGCACCUUCCGGACCUCGAGCACCAGCGCAGUGUGGAGGAGCUGUCUCGCCUGGUGCUGGGGGUGCAUGAGGAGGCGCAGCAGGAGGCGCAGAGCCCAGAUGUGGCCCCCCAGGGGGUUGCUGCUGGAGAUGGGGCUUUGGCCCCCCAGGGGGCUGCUGCUGCGGAUGGUGGCGGGGCAGAGGGUCUGGAGUUGGCUAUGGAAGCCCAAUCAGAGAGCCCCCAGCCUGGGCCCAGUAGCAGCAGCAGCAGUGCUUCCUCGGAGGCCCAGCCCUUUGUCCUGCCUCUGGGGGUCAUGGCCCGCAACGAGGUGUACCCCCGUACCUGCAAGAUGUGUUUCUACGGGACAGGCCUGAUUGCCGGCCACGGCUUCACGAGCCCGGAGCGCACGCCUGGCCUCUUUAUCCUGUUUGAUGAGGACCGCUUCGGCUUCAUUUGGCUGGAGCUCAAGUCGUUUAGCCUAUACAGCCGCCUGACCGACCAGCUGGCCCACGCCUAUGCCCCCAACAUGGAGCGCUUUGAGGCUAUGCUGCGCAACAUGCAGUCCUGGACAUCCUGAUGGGGCAGACCCACACGUCUCAUACAAACACGUUUACUUAGGCCCCUACACACACCCCGAUGUGUGCACCUGGAAUACCUCUAGGCCCCAAGUUUGUAAACUAUAAGUAAUGCCCAUAGUUUUUUCCUGAUUAGAUCAUGUGGUUAGGAAAAACUCUUGGCCCUAAUUAUCACUUAUGUAUGUAUAUUUUCCCUCUGUAGACCCCGAAAACACGAUAUUUACCCUCACCGAUCCCUGUAGAAUCACUACUGUAUGCACACACAGCUUUACAACCCAACCACCUCGACUGGACAGAAACAACCUUUAGCCCCCCUACCCCCUAGGCACCUAAAAGUCCACCUAGCCUAUCGGAGGGAAAUGUGGAGAUAGUACCAUAUCGCUUAUUAUCUAAUUGUCUCUCCCUGUCCAAUGUUUCCCCUCUGCUUACCUCCACGUGACCUCAGUAUCUCUACUGCUAAGGCAUGUCCACAGGUCAUAUGAUAUGACACUAAGGCUGCGUUUAAACAGGCAGCCCUAUUCUGAUAUUUUUCCCACUAAUUAGUCUUUUGACCAAUUUGAUCUUUUCACAUCAGAUCUUUUUCGCAGCUAAUCUGACUGGUCAAAAUACCAAUUAGUAGCUGCCUGUGUAAACCCAGCCAAAGGCUUCCUCAAAAGCUUCUUAUUUAUUUUUAAACCAAAGAAGAGGAUUUGAUGACGUUUCAUCCCACAAACUCUGGAACAAAGUAUCCGUGCCUCUAUGACUGCAUUUUUAGCCAAAUUCUUUUGCUUUUUUUCACUCAUUGAUCUUUGGACCACUCAGAUCAGCUUUGAAAAAGAUCUGAUGGGAUUGGUCAAAAGACCAAUUAUUGAAAACAAAUCAGAAUUGGGCUCCCUAUGUAAAUGCAGCCCAUGAGUUCUAACUAUAUACCAUGUCUGCAUUGCCUAGGGAUUUCCUAUUCAUUCUACUAAAGCUAUUAUUGUGUAACUAUUUGAAUGCCUCAUGUUUGGAUGCAUGCAGCAUUUAAUUUGUUUAAUGCCACCUGUCUCUAAUGAUCUUAUUCACAAUCCGAUUAAAUGCUUUUGGUUUGCUGUAUAUUGCUUAUAGUUUGGUGCACAGAUGGCAUUAUGGAAUUGGAAAAGACUGCAUCUCAGGCACUUUCACUUUUUUUGUCACUCGGUCAAGGAAAAUAUACUGUAACUAUGUUAAUAUUACACAAUGGGGCAUGUGCAUAUAACAAAUGAUUACUUUUUAUUUGCAAAAUACUUCUGAUGGAUAGUAUGUAGUAAAAUGGAAAUGUUGAAUGAAUGGAGAUUUGAACAUUGCGUCUUUGGUACAAGCUUAUGCUGUACUGUAGCUGUACCAGCCAUUCCUAGUUGGACUGAUAGCAUUGUUCUUUGAAUGCUUUUAAUAACAGGGUGUUAUAAAGAUAUUGCAACAUCCUCUAUAAUAAUGACCGUUUGCGAAACAUUGCACAACACAAAAUGUAAUUCAAGGUACUCUCAUACUUUACAUUAUUUACAUUGUGAAAAAUGUGUGUGUGUCUCGCAUUAGCCAACAGUGGUGCCCAGGGGGUCUCCUAUUGCAAGUGAACUUUUCUAGGCAGGUCAGUGGAUGGUUGUCUCUCAACUCCUCUAUGGGUCCCUUUCUUUUACUCCUUUCCUUCAUGACCACAAAUGGCUUGAAGGACCAGGAGGGUUUUUCCACUAAUGGCUUUCACCAGUCUUGUCCUGUCACCUGACAUGUCAGUGAUCAUGGAGGGCAGGACAUAAGGAAAAUAAGCUAGUGGGCAGUAUUGAGACAGUCACUAUCUCAUGGGAGGCUUCAUUCAAAGCAGUACUUUUGUAUUAGACUACAGCUUUACUAGCAUUAGCAAAAAACUAACUCUCUAUAGAGAGUAAAUAAGUAAUAUAUAUUAAUGAAAGGAAACUAUUUAAUAAGUAUGUUUGAUGUUUUUAUUUUUGGGACAACUGUAGACAUUUUUUAAUCAUUGCUUGUUGAUUUGUGUUUUGUAAGCACAUCGCUCAUCUGUUUGUAAGUAACGCUUCUGUUCACCGCUGUUUAAAUGAAUCACAUUUGAGUCUUGCGCUUUGUAAAUUGCCAAUCCCAGUGGCACGACUCUGCUGGAAACUGUUUGAUCUGUUGAACUGCUCUUAAUCUGAUUUCAGGGAGCUUUGCAGCCUACGUGCUCUUUCUCUUCUCAAUAAAAAAAAAAGAAACAACA